Molecule: messenger RNA, 3057 nt
Organism: Phyllostomus discolor (pale spear-nosed bat)
Lineage: Eukaryota; Metazoa; Chordata; Mammalia; Chiroptera; Phyllostomidae
Gene: LRFN4
Product: leucine rich repeat and fibronectin type III domain containing 4
Exons: 3
Coding region: 874-2784 (636 amino acids)
Molecular function (GO): protein binding
Source: RefSeq, a predicted model, not a curated record
GGAAGGGCGAGCAGCGGGUGCGGCGGCGCCAGCGGGGAGACCAAGCCCUCUCGGCCCCACCCCGCAGCGGCCCUGACGGGGGCGUCUCCCCAGCCCCCCUCCAGGGCCCCGUGCGUUUUGGGGACUCUCCACGUGACUUGGUGAUGCAGAACGGUUAUGACCUUCAGCGUGUCUGUGAACGCGAGGGUCCCAGCAACAGUGCGGGUUUGCGCCCGGCCCUACUUGUGGGUGCGGGGACGUGGGUGUGUGGGCUCGUGUGGGUGUGUUGGGGAGGGCGCCCAGCGACAUGUGACAAAGACUCCCGUCUCUGCGAGAUGGUGAAGGGGCCCGCGAGCUGGCGCUUUGUCUGGCUGUCUGCAGAGUGACGGUUCGCGCAGUGGCGGCGGGCGCCCUCGCGGCGCGGGAUGCCGGGGCGCCCGGGUGUCCGGGGGCGCGCGCCUGUGCCGGUGUGAGUGCGCUGCGGCAGGGCCCGGGGGCUGCGUGCUGGGUCCCAGCCGGCCUGGGCCUCGGGCGUGACCUGGAGCCACCCGUGAAAGCUGCAGUGGCCGCGUGUCCCCGUGACCUCGGGAGCCGGCCCGGGUGGGUCUCCGCUUGCUCCUUCCUGCCUGCCCUCCACGUGCGUGUCCGCGGCGGCGCGCGUGCCCGCGGGCGCGCACCCGCCUGCCUGUCGCCACCGCCGUGAGCCGCGCCGGGAAAAGGUGCCGGGACCGAUUGAGCCUGGGCCGGGCCAUGGGCCGGAGGGCGAGCGGUGGGCUGCCGGUCAGCCCCGGGCCUCACCCCCGCGGGAGAGCUGCCUGGAUUCGGUGGGGGCUGGCCGGGCCCGCAGGGAGGCCGGCCUGUGCCCCCUGAACUACGGAUACCAGGGCGCUCACCAUGGCCCCGCCGCUCCUGCUGCUGCUGCUGGCCAGUGGAGCGGCCGCCUGCCCGCUGCCCUGCGUCUGCCAGAACCUGUCCGAGUCGCUCAGCACCCUCUGUGCCCACCGAGGCCUGCUGUUCGUGCCGCCCAAUGUGGACCGGCGCACAGUGGAGCUGCGGCUGGCGGACAACUUCAUCCAGGCCCUGGGGCCCCCAGACUUCCGCAACAUGACGGGGCUGGUGGACCUGACGCUGUCCCGCAACGCCAUCACCCGCAUCGGCGCCCGCUCCUUCGGGGACCUGGAGAGCCUGCGCUCGCUGCACCUGGACGGCAACAGGCUGGCCGAGCUGGGCACCGGCAGCCUGCGGGGCCCCAUCAACCUGCAGCACCUCAUCCUGAGCGGCAACCAGCUGGGCCGCAUCGCGCCGGGGGCCUUCGACGACUUCCUGGACAGCCUGGAGGACCUGGACCUGUCCUACAACAACCUGCGGCAGGUGCCCUGGGCCGGCAUCGGUGCCAUGCCCGCCCUGCACACCCUCAACCUGGACCACAACCUCAUCGACACGCUGCCUCCGGGCGCCUUCGCCCAGCUCGGCCAGCUCUCCCGCCUCGACCUCACCUCCAACCGCCUGAGCACACUGGCGCCCGACCCGCUCUUCUCCCGGGGGCGCGACGCCCAGGCCUCGCCCGCCCCCCUGGUGCUGAGCUUCAGCGGGAACCCCCUGCACUGCAACUGUGAGCUGCUGUGGCUGCGGCGGCUGGCCCGGCCCGACGACCUGGAGACCUGCGCCUCCCCGCCGGGCCUGGCCGGCCGCUACUUCUGGGCGGUGCCCGAGGGCGAGUUCUCCUGCGAGCCGCCCCUCAUUGCCCGCCACACGCAGCGCCUCUGGGUGCUGGAGGGCCAGCGGGCCACGCUGCGGUGCCGGGCCCUCGGGGACCCCGCGCCCACCAUGCACUGGGUCGGCCCCGACGACCGGCUGGUCGGCAACUCCUCCCGAGCCCGGGCCUUCCCCAACGGGACCCUGGAGAUUGGGGUGACGGGCUCCGGGGACGCGGGGGACUACACCUGCAUCGCCACCAACCCCGCUGGCGAGGCCACGGCCCACGUGGAGCUGCGGGUGCUGGCCCUGCCCCACGGCGGGAACGGCAGCGCCGAGGGGGGCCGCCCCGGGCCCUCGGACAUUGCCGCCUCGGCCCGCACUGCUGCCGAGGGCGAGGGGACACUAGAGUCGGAGCCAGCCGUGCAGGUGACAGAGGUGACUGCCACCUCGGGGUUGGUGAGCUGGGGGCCGGGGCGGCCCGCAGACCCUGUGUGGAUGUUCCAAAUCCAGUACAACAGCAGCGAGGACGAGACCCUCAUCUACCGGAUUGUCCCGGCCUCCAGCCACCACUUCCUGCUGAAGCACCUGGUCCCUGGUGCCGACUAUGACCUCUGCCUGCUGGCCCUGUCACCCGCCGCCGGGCCCUCCGACCUCACGGCCACCAAGCUGCUGGGCUGUGCCCACUUCUCCACGCUGCCGGCCAUGCCCCUGUGCCAUGCCCCGCAGGCCCACAUGCUGGGGGGGACUCUGACCGUGGCCGUGGGCGGGGUGCUGGUGGCCGCCUUACUGGUCUUCACCGUGGCCUUGCUGGUUCGGGGCCGGGGGGCCGGGAAUGGCCGCCUGCCCCUCAAGCUCAGUCACGUCCAGUCGCAGACCAACGGAGGCCCCAGCCCCACACCCAAGACCCACCCGCCGCGGAGCCCCCCGCCGCGCCCGCAGCGCAGCUGCUCCCUGGACCUGGGAGACACCGGCGGGUGCUACGGCUACGCCAGGCGCCUCGGAGGGGCCUGGGCCCGACGGAGCCACUCUGUGCAUGGGGGUCUGCUCGGGGCGGGGUGCCAGGGGGCGGGGGGCAGCGCAGAGCGGCUGGCAGAGAGCGUGGUGUGAUGGGCAGGGGGACGGCCCCAGGGCAAGGGCGCGGGGCGGGUGGCCACCUCGCCUGGGUGGGCCGGCACUGCCUGGGAGUCCCUCCCACUGCCACCCUCGGUACCUCAGGCCCCUGUGCUCGGCGGAACAGAGGGCCGCCCCCCGGCUCUGGCCCCCAGACGGGCCUGAGGGGCCAGGUCCCUCCGACAGGUGCUCACAGCCGCCAAGGCAGCGCUGCAGCCACUAAGUGGGAGUCUUGUUUUUCUUUAUAAUAAAAUUGUUGGGGACACCUCA